Cydia amplana is the source of this 1787-nucleotide messenger RNA. RefSeq names its product T-complex protein 11-like protein 1. The transcript is spliced from 9 exons. Gene Ontology annotation, biological process: signal transduction. The coding region runs from base 298 to 1779 and encodes 493 amino acids. The record is from RefSeq and is a predicted model, not a curated record. NCBI's taxonomy places the organism in Eukaryota, Metazoa, Arthropoda, Insecta, Lepidoptera, Tortricidae.
AAGUUUGACAUCUAAAUUGACAAGUAAACGAAAACAUCUGUACAAUAAAUUCAGUAAUUAACUCCUAUUUAACAUAAAAAUACUCACUCCCAUAACUACACCAUCGAUGAGAAAAAUUCGGUUAAAGUUUAGGGGUUGUACUUUGUUACAUUAUUUACUUUUUGUUAAGUUAGGUUAUGUUUUGUUAUGAGUCAAUAUAGCUUCGAGAUGAUACGAGUUUUCGAGUGAAUGCCUUGAAAAAGUUUGCCUUAUUUGGGAGUUAGUGCAGUUGCAGUUAGUUUACUUCAUAUUUCCGUGAUGAGUGAACGCGAGGGCUCAAGUAGUUCGGGGUCUGAGGACCCUAAAAAAGACGAAUCGAAAAGUUCAGCUCAACCUGUGCCUACUGGACCGAGUGCCCACAGCUACUAUGCCAAUGAGCCCAUCCAGUUCCGCGUGCGAGGCUCCACAAUCACCGGAGCAUCUCCACCCAGCUUUGUGACGCUGGACGACAUCAUGAAGGCCGCACACGGCAUGCAGAACAUGGCACUGGCCCAUGAGAUCGCUGUUGAUAAUGACUUUAAGCUGGAGCCUUUUGAACCGCCAGAUAACAGCUACCAAAAACUGGUGAAAGAGACAAUGCACAGAGCAUAUUUCGACAUUCUGAAAGAGCAACUCGACUCUGACCCGCCUUGUUACAAGCAGGCCCUGGUGCUACUUGAAGAUGUCAAACAGGGUCUGUUCUCCAUUCUGCUCCCCCGGCACACUCGCAUCCGCGAAAUGAUCGAGGAAGUCAUAGACUCGGACUUCAUCAAACAACAAGUAGAGAACAACAGCUUGGACUUCGACAAGUACGCCAAGUUCGUCAUAGACCUCAUGGCCAAGCUAGCCGCCCCGGCCAGGGACGAGAUGAUACAGAACAUCAUCACACUCACUGACACUGUGGAGAUUUUCAGAGCGAUCCUGGAGACCCUAGAGGUACUGAAACUGGACUUGGCCAACACACUGAUCGCCAUGAUACGGCCGCACGUGCAAAAGGAGAGCGUGCACUACGAAAAACUCAAGUUUGAGGAGAUGCUGAAGGUUACUGAAGACGGCCUUCAGCAUACUCGGGCAUGGCUUAUUAGCCACAUAGACAAGACCGACCUAAACUUGCCUGUCACAGACGCUAACAUUAUCAGGAAUGUGACUGCUCAGACUUUGGCUAAGGCCUAUCUAGAGUUGUUGGAGUGGGAUAAGGGCUCUGACACAUAUCCAGAGACGGUAACUCUAGAUGCUCCCCGGUUCGCAGAACUCGGUACACAGGUGUACAGAUUAAUUUGCGUGGCGUCGCUAAUACUGUCCAGCCCUACGUGUGGGGAUGCGAGCGCAGCUGCGCGACACAUGCUUAACCUCAAGGAGAAGAUCGUGAUCAUCUUAGGAGAUACUGCGACUGAUACGCAACUGAAAGCAGUGCUGCCAUCUAUCGCUGAAGAAGUCAUAGUAGUCACCAAUCAAUUACUAGACUCCCUCGACCAGCAACCUCUGACAGCAGACACUAAGGAACUUAUCCGGACCCAGAUUAUCUCCCUGAGGGACCCCGAGCAUAGAGUCAGGCAGAUUGUUCGCCAAAGGGUCCUAGAAUUCCUGAAAAUGAUCCUAGUGUGCGCGGGUGGCUCUCGCCAGAUACCCGUCGGCCUCUCCGCCCUAGCUCCCGAACUCACUAACAUUUCGGGCACCCUCCUCCGCUUCGUGAUGCAUAACAAAGCUGUAUUCACGAGUUACUAUAUCGAUAUUGUUACUGAAGAGCUCAGUAAGGGCUAGAUUGGACA